AUGCCAGCCCAUAUGCCUCCAACAAUGGCGGAGCGUGAAGCCGAGCUUGCCGCUUUGCAAUCCGCCUUCGAUGAAUACAUUGCCUCUUCCAGAGAGUUGGAAGAAGAACUCGAUGCUGAGCUUGCGAAAAUGCAGGAAAAGCUUGCUGAUUCAUCUGCCGCCAACGCAGCUCUAUCUGCGCAACUUGAAAACAUUGCCCCUCAAUUGGCUGCCCUUGAAAAGGCUCUAUCAGAAAGUCGAAACAAGCUCAAGGAAGAGCAAAAGCUUCGACGUCAAGCCGAGCAAGCCCAAGAUGAGCUUGAGGCCAAAUUCCGCGAGGCUGAAGGUUCCUUGUUGGCAGUUCGCGAGGAAUGCGAUGCUGUCCACGAGGAAUUGGCUUUCAAGGAAAGUGAGCUCGAGGAAACCAGACUCGAGCUUGAAAUUGAAAAGGAGAAGCACCGUGUUGAAAUGGAAGAUGCCAUGGAGAACGCAGGCUCCGGCGGCGGUGGUGGUGAUGAAGGCGACAAGGAUGAAGCCAAGGAAGAACCAGAUGAAGAUGGUGACCUCUUCCCAACUGUCGAUGACGCUUAUGUUAAGAAGCUCGAAGACGAGCUUGAACUUGUCACCGAACAGCUUAUCGAAACCGAAGCUAGAUUGUCUCAAACCGAGGAGAAGCUGUCUGAAGCGGAGGAAAAGACCAAGGCUGCUGAAGAAACCGGCCCAUCCGAAACCAGUGAAGAGGAUAAGAAUACCAUGAAGUCUUUGCAAGAAGAACUUGAUGCAAAGUCCGAGUCCGAGACCAAGCUUCGUGAGGAACUUGAGCUCACCAAGGAGGAACUUUCCUUGACACAAGAAGAGCUCAAGGCUGUUGAAUUCGAUGCCACUGAAGUUUCUGGUAAACUUGACACAAUGCGUGCUGAACACCGUGAGGAAGUCAACAAGCUAAAGAAUCUAUUGAAUGACCAAGAGAUUGAAGCUAAGGUCCAACAAUCCGGAGGUGAUACAGAGACGUUCGAAAAGGCCCUUGCCGCUGCUACCAAGGAAACUGUCACUUACAAGGACGAAGUUGAUAACUUGAACACCGCCCUUGCCAACGCCAAGGCUGACCACGCCGCCGUUGUGAACGAACUUGAGGAAGUCCAACAACGCUUCGACGAAGUUCGUACAGAGGCAGAGAAACGUGGAAAGGAAGCCGCUGGCGCUGAAAUCAGAGCCGAACUCAAGGCCGAGCGAGAGGCAGAGGAAGCUAAGUUCAAGGAACAAUUGAAAAAGAUCCAAGAGGAGAACGCUGCACUUCAACAGAAGGUCAAUGACGCUGAGAUUGCCUUGGCCACCGCUAAGGACGGACAAAGCAAGGGUGAAGCCGGGGCUGAAGAAUCGAGUGAGCUUGUCAAGCAAUUGCAAGCUCAACUCGCAGCAGCUAAGGAGAAUCUCGCUAAGAAGGAGACCGAAAUGUCUGCUUCUGUCACCGAGAUGGAAGGAAAGGUCGGCUCUGCCGAAGAAAAGGUCGGCAAGCUCGAAAGUGAGCUUUCGGAGACCAAGGGCAAGCUUGCUGAAGCUGAGGCCAACCUCAUUGUCAUUCGCCGUGAAAAGGAGAUCGCGGAAGCCAAGGAUGUCCAAAAGGCGAACUUGCGCAAGAAGAAUGAAGGUGAUGGCACUGCUAAAUACCGCAGUGAACUCAUCGAUAUGGACGAAGUUCAAAAGAUCACUAGAAAACGCCGAUACCGAUCUAACUCUCCCAACAAUAUCAAGCGUUUGGAAAUCAAGGUUGAGGAUGAACAAAAGAAGUACAAGGAACUUGAGGUCGAACACGAUAAACUUAAGGAGCAAAAGAGAAUUGGUGACGCUCACAUUAACAGACUUGAAGGAGACAUCAAGGUUCUUCAAAAGCAACUAUACCAAUCUGGGGACAUGGGUACGAAGACUGAUAUGUCUCGUCUAAGUUCCCUCGCCAGCGGAAGUGCUGGCGGUGGUGACAUUCUUUCCGAGGACAAGUCGAAGGUCCAAGAAGUCAUUGAGAGCGGAGAUGUUGAGGGUAUGAAGAAGGAGCUUCUUUAUCUUGACAAAAAGUGCGCCUCCCAGCGUGACUACAAUAACCAAUUGCUAUCUAAGAUGCUUGCCUUGCAAGGAAACAUCCAAGUGUUCUGCCGUAUCCGUCCCAUGAGCAUCAGGGAAAUCCAAGCGGGAUACAAGACUGUCGUCGAAUCUCUUAGUGAGAGUGAACUUGGAUGCUUCGACUCCAGAACCCAAGCAUGGAAGAGUUUCGCCUUUGAUCGUGUCUGGGGACCUGAUCAAUCUCAACAAAAUAUCUUCCAAGAUGUCGAACCUAUUGCACUUUCUGUUGUUGAUGGUUUCAACGCCUGUAUCUUUGCCUACGGACAAACUGGAUCCGGUAAGACAUUUACGAUGGAGGGUGCUGAAGAGAACAACCAAAGAGGUAUCAGUUACCGUACCAUCCAAAAGGUCUUCCACUUGUUGUCUUUGAAGAAACAACAAGAAGCCGCCGCUGCUAUCUUGAUGAAGACUACUGAAGAGCGCACCGAAGAACCUGAUGAAUUUGUAUUUGAAAUCAACGUUGGUAUGCUUGAAAUUUACAACGACGAGUGUUACGAUCUUCUCGGAGCAGGAGGUUCUACUCUUGCCGAAAAGAAGGCUGAAGCGCAAAAGGCUGGAGGAAAGGCAUCUCUUGAUAUCCGUCGCAACCAAGACGGCCGCAUUGAAGUUCCCAACCUCACUAAGGAAACAGUCCAUACCAUCCAAGACGUUAUUGACUUGUUGAAGAGAGGCAACAAGCAUCGUGCCGUUGCUGCCACAAGUCUCAACUCUCAAUCUAGUCGAUCGCACAUGGUGUUGUGGGUCGAUGUCAAGGCUGGAAUGAAGAGUGAACCAGGAAACAAUGGAACUCUUUUCCUCGUCGAUCUUGCCGGAUCCGAACGUGUCAAGAAGUCUGAGGUUGGUGGUGAUAACCUCAAGGAGGCCAGUCACAUUAACAAGAGUCUUUCUGCACUUGGAAACGUGAUGGAAGCCCUAGAUCGUAAGGCAGCCCACGUUCCAUACCGUGACAGUAAGCUCACAUUCCUCCUUCAAGACUCCCUUGGUGGAAACUCUAGAACAAUGAUGGUUGUCGCCGUCACCCCCGUUGACUAUGCAUACGACGAGUCUAUCCAUGCUCUUCAAUUCGCCACCCGUGUCCGCCGUAUCAAUAUCGGUGCUGCGCAGAGAAAUGUCACUUCGAAGAACCUCGAGGAGACAGUUAAGGCAUUGACAGCUGAAAUGAAGACUCUGACACGACAAAAGCAAAAGACUGAUUCUCAAUUGAACAACUUGAAGAAGGAUAAUGACCGUAUCCAAGGAAAGCUUGGAAAAAUCGAUGCCGCAAGAAAGGCAUCCAAGAGUGAUAACAAGACUUUGGAAGUACUUCGUAAGAAUAACGAUGACAUGGCCAAGAGAUGGCAAAAGGAGAAGUCCGCUCGUGAAGCUGCCCUUGAAGAAGCCGAGAAGGCCACCAAGCAACUCGCAAAACUUCAAAAGUCUGUUUCUGCGCUUACGAGAGAACAAGAGUCUCUCAAGAACAAGUUGGAUGAGAAGGACAAAUUGCUCGAGAAGAAGGCUACCGAGCUUCGAACAGCAAAGGAAGCAGCAUCUGCAUCCAACAUUCGUGCCCGCAAGGCACAAGUUCUUGGUUCCAGAGCUGAACCAAAAGCGAGAACGAAGAGAGCGUCCGCCACUGCCGCCGCCCCUGAAGAAACUUCUGCUACUCCUCCGGAAGAAGUUAAGGAGAUCCGUGAAAAGGUUCUGGCUCUUCUCAAGGAGCACGAUCAAGGCAAGGUCAACAGGAUCGACAUUAUUAUGGAGAAAUUCAAGGGCAAGGAGAAUCUGUUGCUAGAAAAGAUGACUCAACGAUACGAGAGUGGCACCGCCGCGAAUGACGCCAAGACACGAAGUGAAGCUGCUGCUCAACGUCACAUGUUACGUAUGAAGAAGCUUCGAGAGAAGAAGGGAUUGAAAUAA
Cylindrotheca closterium is the source of this 3990-nucleotide messenger RNA. Lineage: Eukaryota; Bacillariophyta; Bacillariophyceae; Bacillariales; Bacillariaceae. The record is from the annotation of a GenBank genome assembly.